AUCAAGUGUAGACUUGGUUACAUAUAAAAAGAAAUUUUUGUUUCGAGACACUUCCUAGGGUGUGUUUAAUAAUUUCCUAUUGCGUUUGAGUCUUUCUUUUUGUGACCUCCUUGAUAAAGGAAUUAAAAUGGGUCGUCGUCCAGCGAGAUGCUAUCGUUACUGCAAAAACAAGCCGUAUCCAAAAUCUCGUUUCUGUCGUGGUGUGCCAGAUCCCAAAAUUCGUAUUUUUGAUUUAGGCAGAAAGAAGGCUUCUGUAGAAGAUUUUCCUCUUUGCGUUCAUUUAGUAUCUGAUGAGUAUGAACAACUAAGUAGUGAAGCUUUAGAAGCUGGACGUAUUUGUUGCAAUAAGUAUUUAGUUAAAUACUGCGGCAAAGAUCAAUUCCACAUCAGAAUGCGCUUACAUCCUUUCCACGUUAUUCGCAUUAAUAAAAUGUUGUCCUGUGCCGGAGCAGAUAGGCUUCAAACAGGAAUGCGUGGUGCUUUCGGAAAACCUCAAGGAACAGUCGCAAGAGUUCGUAUUGGACAACCUAUAAUGUCUGUCCGCUCAAGUGACAGAUUUAAAGCUCAAGUUGUGGAGGCUCUACGUCGUGCUAAAUUCAAGUUCCCCGGUCGCCAAAAAAUUUAUGUCUCUAAAAAGUGGGGAUUCACUAAAUACGACCGUGAACGUUAUGAAGAAUUACGUAAUGAAAAUCGCUUGGAACCUGAUGGUUGUAACGUGAAAUACAGACCAGAACAUGGACCAAUGGCUGCGUGGGAAAAGGUUCAACGAGAAGUAUAUGCUUAAUCAUAGUGUAUAAUUUUGAAAACUUCCCAAAAUAAACUUGUAAAAUUUCCAUAAAUAAAAAAUGGCCAAAUAAUGAUGUCAAUUUAAACAUCCAUCUACAUA
Molecule: messenger RNA, 886 nt
Organism: Lucilia cuprina (Australian sheep blowfly)
Lineage: Eukaryota; Metazoa; Arthropoda; Insecta; Diptera; Calliphoridae
Gene: RpL10
Product: 60S ribosomal protein L10
Exons: 5
Coding region: 128-784 (218 amino acids)
Biological process (GO): ribosomal large subunit assembly; translation
Cellular component (GO): cytosolic large ribosomal subunit; ribosome
Molecular function (GO): structural constituent of ribosome
Source: RefSeq, a predicted model, not a curated record